Molecule: messenger RNA, 135 nt
Organism: Mesitornis unicolor (brown roatelo)
Lineage: Eukaryota; Metazoa; Chordata; Aves; Mesitornithiformes; Mesitornithidae
Gene: TMEM218
Product: transmembrane protein 218
Exons: 1
Source: RefSeq, a predicted model, not a curated record
AUCGUUGACACCUUCCUCAUCGGCCGCUUCAUCCUCCUGGUCGUGAUGAGCCUGGUCUGCCUUGGGUGCCUGUUCCUGCUCCUCAUUUACCACCUCAUGGAGCCGGUGUACGCCAAACCCCUCCACAGCCGCUAG